AUGGGAUCUGGUGCUGUGAGAUCCAAUCAGGGUCAAGCGAGACCAUGUCAGCAUUAUGGGAAAAACCAUUUUGGGGUGCAUCGGAUAACUGCUGGGACUUGUUUUCGAUGCAGAGAUGCCGGACAUUUUAUCCAGGAUUGUCCGUUUAUUGUUAGUGAACCUGCACCAUCUGAGAGAGAACCAAUCACAAGGAGCCUGAAUGAGCUUGAUAGCACCGCUUUGCUCAAUCUUCUUAAUGAUAUUCCAUUAUGGGUAAAAUGCCCUGAUUUCGAGAGAGUAGAUUGGCUGAACAAGUUCAUCGCUGAUAUGUGGCCAUACCUUGAAAAGGCAAUUUGUUCUUCAGUAAGAAGCACCACAGAACCCAUGUUUGCAGAGUAUGUGGGGAUGUUUCAUAUAAAAUACAUUAAGUAUGAAAAGUUAACACUUGGAACACUUCCUCCUGAUAUUUAUGGUCUUAAAAUCAUCGAAACUAAUGAGAACGAACUAGUCCUUGAACCAGCAAUUAGAUGGGCUGGCAAUCCCAACAUAAUUUUGGCUGUGAAAUUGUUAUCUUUUCGAAUCACAAUUCAGAUUGUAGAUAUACAAGUACUAAUGUCACCAAGGAUAACAUUGAAACCUCUUGUACCAACCAUACCAUGUUUUGCAAAUGUUUCAAUAUCUCUACUGAAAAGGCCUGAGAUAGACUUUGGAAUGAAUGUUCUUGGAGGGGAUGUUAUGUCUGUACCCGGACUUUAUCAUCUUGUCCAGAGAACAAUUAAAAUGCAAGUCUCAAGCCUCUAUCUUUGGCCACAAUCAUUAGAGAUUCCUAUUCUUGAUCCUUCAACAGUGGCUAUAAACAAGCCGGUGGGAAUACUACACGUGAAGGUUGUUCGAGCACAUAAGCUCUUAAAGAUGGACUUCCUGGGAACAUCAGAUCCUUAUGUCAAAUUAAGGCUAACCGGAGAGAGUUUGCUUGCUAAGAAAACAACAAUCAAGAAGAGGAAUUUGAAUCCCGUUUGGAAUGAGAAGUUCAAGCUCAUCGUCAAGGACCCAUCUUCUCAAAUUCUUCAGCUCGAAGUCUUCGACUGGGACAAGGUGGGUGCACACGACAGAAUGGGAAUGCAGUUCGUCCCUUUGAAACUUCUUACACCCAAUGAGAACAAGGAAUUCAAACUUGAUUUGCUGAAGCACGCAUUCAGUGCCGAUCCCACUGAUAAGAAGCAACGAGGGAACAUUGUGAUCGAGCUCAUGUAUGCGCCGUUCAAAGAAGACAACAUCAAAGUAGAUAGUCCUCGAAGUGGGAGUAAGGAAAACAGUUUCGAGAGACUAACUGAAGCUGAUGUUUUAACUGGUUCGGGUUUGCUUUCUGUUACAGUUCAAGGAGCGGAGGAUGUCGAAGGUGUACGCCACAACAACCCCUAUGCUGUGGUCCGAUUCCGAGGAGAAAAAAAGAAGACCAAGUCCAUUUGUCAUGUUACCAAUUUAGCCCAUCUGCCACUAUCAAUCACUGUGAACUGCAACGUCAACAUAGUGAAACGCCACGUCAGCAUCGUAAACUGUCAUGUCAAUACCGUAACGGUCAACGACGAAAAAUAUUGA
Hibiscus syriacus is the source of this 1578-nucleotide messenger RNA. Its product is annotated as synaptotagmin-3-like. NCBI's taxonomy places the organism in Eukaryota, Viridiplantae, Streptophyta, Magnoliopsida, Malvales, Malvaceae. Gene Ontology annotation, cellular component: endoplasmic reticulum. The transcript is spliced from 11 exons. The coding region runs from base 1 to 1578 and encodes 525 amino acids. Gene Ontology annotation, molecular function: nucleic acid binding; lipid binding; zinc ion binding. The record is from RefSeq and is a predicted model, not a curated record.